Molecule: messenger RNA, 885 nt
Organism: Aspergillus clavatus NRRL 1
Lineage: Eukaryota; Fungi; Ascomycota; Eurotiomycetes; Eurotiales; Aspergillaceae
Product: SDR family oxidoreductase
Exons: 5
Coding region: 1-885 (294 amino acids)
Cellular component (GO): intracellular anatomical structure
Molecular function (GO): oxidoreductase activity, acting on NAD(P)H, oxygen as acceptor
Source: RefSeq, a predicted model, not a curated record
AUGUUGAUGUUGAUGUUGAUGUUGAUGUUGAUGUUGAUCCUCCUAGAGGAGAAGGUGAGAUACCUUCAUUCUCUUCACACAUCUACCGCCAGGAUGGUCCUCGCAAAGCCGGAGAACAAACACGUCCUCAAGGCCUUUGACCUUACCGGCAAAGUCGCCGCCGUGACGGGCGGCGCCCGCGGCAUCGGCCUAGAAGUCUCGCAUGCCCUGGCCGAAGCAGGCGCCAACGUGGCCCUCAUCUACAACUCCUCCACCACCGCCGCCACGACCGCCGCCGAGAUCGCCGCCGCCAACAACGUCAAAACCGCCGCCUACCAAGCCAACGUGAGCGUCCAGACGGACAUCGAACAGACCAUCCAGCAGAUCGUCGCCGACUUCGACCACCUCGACAUCAUCGUCGUCAACUCCGGGAUCACCUCCAACGUCCCCGCAGAGGACUACACCCCCGCGCAAUGGAGCGAGAUCAUGCGCGUGAACCUGGACGGCGCGUUCUACACCGCGCAGGCCGCCGCGCGCGUCUUCAAGACCCAGCGCCACGGCAAUGUCAUCUUCACGGCGUCCGUGAGCGCGACGCUCGUCAACGUGCCCCAGAAACAGGCCGCGUACAACGCGUCCAAAGCCGGGGUGGUCCAGCUGGCAAAGUGCCUCUCGGUCGAAUGGGUGGACUUCUGCCGCGUGAACUGCAUCUCGCCGGGUUUCAUCGAGACGGAUAUCCUGGAUAUCCACCCGGCGGAGUGGAGGCAGAAGUGGUACGAGAUGGUCCCUGCCGGCCGCUUUGCGGACACGUAUGAGCUGAAGGGGGCGUAUGUGUUUUGUGCGUCGGAUGCGUCGAGUUAUAUGACGGGCGCCAAUAUCGUGAUUGAUGGGGGGUACACUCUUCCGUAG